AUGGGCAUGGGGAUCUGCCAGCGAGCAAUCUCCACCGCCGCCCCCUAUGCACAGAGGCCACACACGCGCCAGCGGCGGGCGGCUCGUGUUUCACAUAAGGCGCCGAGCUUGCGCUUGUCGCUGUCGCUUCUCCAGUCACCACUCUCUGCACUGCACUCACUCCCUCCUCGCGUACUUCUCGAUAUGGAGAAGGCGGCAUCCUUCCUCUCCUCCAUCCUCGGCACUGGCGGCGGCGAGGAGGAGGGGCCGUCGGGGGAGCCGGCGGCGACAUUGGCGUCCAUCCUCAUAUACCCCGUCAAGUCCUUCAAGGGCGUCUCCGUGCCGCAGGCCCCCGUCACCGCCACCGGGUUCAGGUGGGACCAGAAGUGGUUGGUGGUGAACGCCAAGGGCAGGGCGCUCAUGCAGCGGGUGGAGCCCAAGAUGGCGCUGGUCGAGGUGGAGUUGCCGCCAGCCGCCUUUGACGAGGACUGGCAGCCCGCCCCCGACUCCUGCCUGGCUCGGAGCUCUGGCACGCCUGCACCGGCCCGCUCGUCUGCCUGCCGCAGCGCGGGAGCCUCGUCUACUACUUCCCACAGGGCCACACUGAGCAGGUCGCGGCCACCACCAACCAAGAAGACACCCAACUCCCGCAUCCCCAACUACCCGAGCCUGCCGUCGCAGCUGCUAUGCCAAGUCCACAACAUCACCAUGCAUGCUGACAAGGAUACCGAUGAGGUGUAUGCACAGAUGACGCUGCAACCAGUAAACUCUGAAACCGAUGUGUUCCCGAUCCAGCCUCUCGGCAGCUAUGCCAAGAGUAAGCACCCGGUCGAGUAUUUCUGCAAGAACUUGACCGCGAGCGAUAUGAGCACGCACGGCGGGUUCUCGGUGCCUCGAAAAGCCGCAGGGAAGCUGUUCCCACAGCUGGAUUACUCGAUGCAGCCUCCUAACCUGGAGCUUAUCGUGCAAGAUUUGCAUGACAACAUGUGGAUAUUUCAUCACAUUUAUCGUGGUAGGGUCGAAUGCUGCUUGACUUGCUUCUAA
Messenger RNA from Hordeum vulgare subsp. vulgare (domesticated barley), 1023 nucleotides. RefSeq lists its product as uncharacterized. Gene Ontology annotation, molecular function: DNA binding. Bases 1 to 1023 code for a protein of 340 amino acids. Lineage: Eukaryota; Viridiplantae; Streptophyta; Magnoliopsida; Poales; Poaceae. The transcript has 7 exons. Gene Ontology annotation, biological process: regulation of DNA-templated transcription; response to hormone. The record is from RefSeq and is a predicted model, not a curated record.